Messenger RNA from Mucor mucedo, 663 nucleotides. RefSeq lists its product as uncharacterized. NCBI's taxonomy places the organism in Eukaryota, Fungi, Mucoromycota, Mucoromycetes, Mucorales, Mucoraceae. The record is from RefSeq and is a predicted model, not a curated record. The transcript has a single exon. The coding region runs from base 1 to 663 and encodes 220 amino acids.
AUGUCUGCUCCCACUUUAUUAAACAUCCAUAUCACACUUGACGAAAAAGAGCAAAUCACACUCACCUUUUCACCCGAGAAGUAUAACUGGGAAAAUCUUGUGGAUGCCAUCAUAUCCAACAGUUCAACAUGUAUCGACUUACCCAUCCUUCUAUACUAUCGGAACGGACCCACCAUAGGGUCAGUAGAGAAUGAAGAGCAACUCUCAAAAUUGUCCAAGGUAAAAGAAUUUUACACUCAAAGUGAGCUAGUCAAAGAAACAGCAUUUGUCCGUUUGGGUAAGCUCGUGGCGACACACAAAGGAGAGAUUGCUUCCAAUCCAUAUAUAUCUCGAUGUAUUGGUAUUAUGGCCUCAGCAAUUGCCCUAGACACAAAUAACAAGGCCUUUGAGAAUGAGUUUACAGCUUUGGAAAAGUUGAUUUUGUCAGGACAAGAUGACACACCUGUAAUGACCACUCGACCACACGGCGAAGUAGGAAGAUUCGGUCGCGGUCGCCAUGGCGGUCGUCAUGGCCGUAAUCAUGGAGACUUUGGUGGAAAGUGUUCUGAGCCCUUUCGUCGUGGAGAUAAUUCCGAAGAAGUGGAUGUUUUAAGAGCACAAUUAUCCAAUACACAUAUUGAAAAACGAGAGUUUAAAAGACACCAUGGCGGUCUUUAUCACUAA